Aspergillus fumigatus Af293 is the source of this 510-nucleotide messenger RNA. RefSeq names its product ribonuclease H2 subunit C. The record is from RefSeq and is a predicted model, not a curated record. Gene Ontology annotation, cellular component: ribonuclease H2 complex. Lineage: Eukaryota; Fungi; Ascomycota; Eurotiomycetes; Eurotiales; Aspergillaceae. Bases 1 to 510 code for a protein of 169 amino acids. The transcript has 3 exons. Gene Ontology annotation, biological process: RNA catabolic process.
AUGUUCGCCAUCCAAGCAUCUCAAAAACAAUCAUCGGCAGCCGAUAAUGAGAAGUGGAUGGAGAAUUGCAUCCCUAAUAUUCUUCCCUGCAGAAUCCACCAUGAUGGGUUCGUCGAGUCGCUAGAGCAUUACUGGAAUCCCGUAUCCGAUGAGAAAGGAAUAGUUGUGCAGCAUACUGAGCGGAUUCUGCCGCCUAAGAGAAGGGCUACUGGGGAUGAGACCGAGAAUCAAAUGGAGCAAGAAGGGCCAGUAAAGGUCCUAGAACAGCAGGCUACUUUUGACGAAUUCGUAGUCUGGGGCCAUGAAGAGUUGCCGGCGGCCGACGAUGCUUUCGUCAAGGGAGUCGAAGAAUGGUUGAAGAUGGCUGAAGCGGUGAACCACUGGUUCGUCACCACUUAUCCGGGCCUGGGAGGCAGGCUCAGCCUCAGUGAUCUGCUGUUAAGGCCCUGGCCGCUCGCAGGUGCAAUGAGCGAUACGGGCAACAUCGUUCGAGGCAACACCAACCGCUAG